This is a messenger RNA of Penaeus chinensis, 3190 nucleotides long. Its product is annotated as aminopeptidase N-like. Gene Ontology annotation, biological process: proteolysis; peptide catabolic process. Gene Ontology annotation, molecular function: metalloaminopeptidase activity; peptide binding; zinc ion binding. Bases 1 to 2799 code for a protein of 932 amino acids. The transcript is spliced from 17 exons. Gene Ontology annotation, cellular component: cytoplasm. NCBI's taxonomy places the organism in Eukaryota, Metazoa, Arthropoda, Malacostraca, Decapoda, Penaeidae. The record is from RefSeq and is a predicted model, not a curated record.
AUGCGUAAGGAAGCGAGUAAAAAUUAUCAAUAUUUAAAAUACUGUUUCCUCCUUUAUAUUUCACAUAAUCAGGCAGUUCCGACAGCAUCGGCCAAUACAACAGACCGGGAGGAAAAGCUGAAUGUGCGAUUACCCACGUCCCUGAAGCCGCUCCACUACUUGAUCAAACUUCAGCCCUUAGUCAAUGGCAACUUCAGCACCCUCGGCUACGUGGAGGUGGAGAUGGAGGUGCUGGAACCGACCUCCCGAAUCAUAUUCCACAUGGCCGACAUCAUCACUCGAAACGACACCGUCAAGGUUACAACUUCAGGAGAUGUGACAAGCCAGAAUAUUGGGAUCAAGAGGCAAGAGUACGACUACAGGCGUCACUUCUAUAUCGCCCACCUGGAGGAGGAGCUGCAGAAGGGGAAGAAGUACGUCUUAGCCAUGGAGUUCCUCGGCUACCUUAACGACCAGCUGCGUGGCUUCUAUAGGUCGACCUACAAGGAUGCGGACGGGAAGACAAGGUACCUGGCUUCGACGCAGUUCUCACCGACGGACGCCCGCCGAGCCUUCCCGUGCUUCGACGAGCCGGGUAUGAAGGCGACCUUCGAGGUCCACCUGGCGAGGGAGACCUGGAUGACGUCACUCUCCAACAUGCCCCUUGUCGAGACUGUGCCGAUAGAAGGUCAGGAUGGCUGGGUGUGGGACCGCUACGGGAAGAGCCUCCCCAUGUCCACCUACAUCGUCGCCUUCGUCGUGUUCGACUUCGCUCAUAUCAACUCUUCCCAGGAGGGACUGCAGUUCAGAGUGUGGGCGCGGAGGAAUGCUAUCGGCGAUGCGGAAUACGCCAGCAGAAUUAGUCCCAAGAUCCUCAACUUCUUCGAGGAUUACUUCAACAUCUCUUUCCCUCUCCCGAAGCAAGAUACCGUCGCGUUGCCUGAGCUCCCAUUCGGUGCCAUGGAGAAUUGGGGUCUCAUCAUAUACAGAGAAUCUCGUUUCCUGUUUAAUCCUAACGUCUCGACCCCAAGCACCAAGGAAGACCUAGCUAUCACAGUGGCUCACGAACUGGCGCACCAGUGGUUCGGCAACCUUGUCACGCCCGCCUGGUGGGACGACCUCUGGCUCAAGGAAGGAUUUGCUACCUACCUGAGUUACGUUGCCAUGGAUUAUAUCGAACCCACCUGGAAGGUAUUGGAAACUGUUGUCUCCAAUACUCUUCAUCCGGUUAUGAACUUGGACAGUUUAGAUUCAUCUCACAAAAUCAGCAUCCCCGUUGGUGACCCAGAUGACAUCAACGAAAUCUUUGAUGCCAUAUCAUACAGCAAAGGGGCUUCUAUCGUCCGAAUGAUGGCCUACUUCCUUAAUGGGGCGACCUUUGUAAAGGGACUGAAAGGCUAUCUGAAUGAACUAAAAUACAAAAAUGCAGUGCAGGAUGACUUGUGGCAAUACUUGACUGUCGCAGCUCACAAAGAUGGCACCCUACCUGAAGAUCUGAGUGUCAAGAUGAUAAUGGACACCUGGACGCUGCAGAAGGGCUAUCCUGUCAUCCAUGUCACGAGAAGUGCUGACGGUACCUCGGCUACCAUCUCUCAGGAGCGAUUCCUUUUGGAAAAGAACUCAAGUGACACUCACGUCUACAAUUGGUGGGUUCCCGUAACAUACACAUACCAAAGUGAGGCUAACUUUAGUCAGACGCAGGCCAUGGCGUGGAUGAGGGACUCUGGGGAGAACCUCACCAUCACGUCUUUGCCUGCCAAGGACCAGUGGGCUAUCUUCAAUCUGCAGCAGACGGGCUACUACAGAGUCAACUACGACAACCACAACUGGAACCUCCUCAUUCAACAGCUGAAGGACGACCACGAACUCAUAAACGUUGUCAACCGAGGACAGAUCAUCGAUGAUGCCAUGAAUCUAGCCAAAGCUGGUCGCCUAAACUACGAAACUGCAAUGAGUUUAUAUGCAUAUCUAUGGAAAGAAACUGAAUAUAUGCCCUGGUCUGUGGCAGUCGGGGAAUUGCAAUACAUUAACUUAAUGUUCACACGCACGGGAGCAUAUGGUGCCCUGAAGCGCUACAUCUUGGACUUGAUACUGCCCCUCUACAAAACUGUCGGCUUUGAAGAUAACAUCAACGACCCUUACUUAGUUCAACUAACGAGGGAAAUAGCCGUGAGAUGGGCUUGUAGGAUGGGUCAUAAAGACUGCCUGGAUAAAGUCCUCGACCUCUAUCGCCGAUGGAUGAUGGCUCCAGAUGAUACAGGUUUGAUUUCACCCAAUCUCAAAAAUACGGUGUUUUGCCACGCCAUAGCAGAGGGAGGGGAAGCCGAGUGGAAUGCUGCUUGGCGUCAGUACUUGAAGACUGAUGUUCAGGGCGAGAAAGACAAUCUCCUUUCCACCCUUGCUUGCACUAAGCAGAUCUGGCUCUUGAUGAGGUACUUGGAGAUGGCGGUCACUCCAGGCAGCGGUAUAAAGCAACAGGACGUGGGAUUAGUCAUAGGGAGCGUCAGCAGCAAUGAUGUGGGUCGUUCUUUAGCUUGGGAUUUCCUCAAGCUCCAUUGGAAUAACAUCAUUACUUACAAGAAGAGUAAGAGAGGCGGAAUGUUGAAAGCUGUAACAAGAAGCUUCAAUACGAAACAAGAUCUUGAAAAUCUGGAGGCAUUCUUGAGCAACGAAAACACAGACUUAGAUGGAAACCAGCGCACGGCCAGGCAGGUGUUGGAGCGAGUUCGAAACAACGUGGCCUGGCUGGACUCCAACUACGACGGCAUAGUUCAGUGGCUGGAAAAGAGCGGAUAUUCCUCUAAAAUUGAAAGUGUCUGAAAUUUGUGAUUUAUGUUAGCGUAACAAUCAUAAUGUAUCUAUCGGUGGUUAUAUUUCACAAGACCUGAAGAUUGGGUUGUUUUAGUCUUUGGUAACUUAAGUUUAACUGUUGUAUAAGGAUGUAUAAGCUGUUUGUAAGGGAAAACAGGAAUAUACGAUUUGCUUUUGACCAAUGACUGUACUUCGAAAAUCAUAGUAAUGGCAUUCUCAGAGAGGAAAUUAUUUUUAUUUAUAUGAAGUAGAAAGUCUUACUGUUAGAUAAAGAAAGGAAAGACAAAGAGUAAUUUAUUUUUCAAAACGUUAUUUUUUCAAGUCUCACAGGGCCGUAGAUGUAUGCACAUUUUUACAUGAUAUACUUAUAAUACAUGCGUAGUAUUGCUAAUAACAGACG